AUGGAUGAGGAGAAGGGAAUUCAGACCCCUACGGUCACCUCUGAGCCAUCAUCAUCAUUAGGCCCGCAGAAUGCCUUUACCCGAUUUAAUGAUCGCUUUACCUCGCUUGACUUGGUUGAAGCGCGCGGCAUUGAGCGUGUUCCUGAAUCACAGCGCAUGAAGGAUGUGACUGCCGGUGAUUACAUGCAGAUGGCCCUGCUUUGGUUUAGUACCAAUAUUACCGCCAAUAAUAUGGCCGUCGGUAUGUUGGGUCCUUUGGAUUACUCUCUCGGUUUUGUCGACUCUGCCCUACUUGCCACCUUUGGUGCUCUGCUGGGUGCGGCUGGUGUCGCCUAUAUGGGAACCUUUGGUCCUGCCAGUGGUAACCGAACCAUGGUCAUUGCUCGUUUCUUCAUGGGAUACUGGCCCAGCAAGCUGUGUGCCCUGUUGAACAUCUGUAUCAUGUUGGGUUACGGUAUGGUUGACUGUGUCGUCGGUGGACAAAUUCUGUCGGCUGUCUCUGGAGGUGGCAUGUCUGUCGUUGUCGGUGUUGUCAUUAUCGCUAUCAUCACUUGGAUUGUUGUCCUGUUUGGUAUGCGUGUGUUCCACAUUUACGAACGAUGGGCCUGGAUCCCCCAGCUUAUCGCUGCGUUUGUUCUGGUUGGUUGCGCUGGUCCCAAGUUUGACACUUCAAUUCAGACCACUGGUGAUUCUGCUACUGUCGCUGGUAACCGACUGUCUUUCUUCUCCCUGUGCUUGUCCGCAUCGGUCGCAUGGGCCCCCGCCGGUGCCGACUUCUACGUCUACUUCCCUGAGAAGACUGCCAAGUGGAAGACCUUCACCAUGACUUUCCUCGGUGUCGGUCUGUCUCUUACCUUUGCCAACCUUCUCGGUGUCGGUCUUGGCUCUGGUGCUAUUAACAACGCUACCUGGGCUGCUGCCAAUGAUACCUCGUCUGGCGCGUUGAUUAUGGCCGGUUAUGAGGGUCUCGGUGGCUUCGGAAAGUUCCUCGGUGUGCUGGUCGCUCUGGGUCUGAUCGCCAACAACAUUCCCGGUACCUACUCCGCCUCUCUUGGCUUCCAGAUCCUUGGUCGCUACGCCGAGAGACUGCCUCGUUGGUUCUGGUCUUGCGUUGGUGUUAUCAUCUACUUCGUCUGUGCGCUUGCCGGUCGCAACCACUUGUACGAUAUCUUCGAGGACUGGCUUGCUCUGAUGGGUUACUGGGUGUGUAUCUACCUCAGCAUCUGCCUUGAGGAGCACUUCUUUUUCCGCUGGAACACAGGCUUCGUGUGGGAGGACUGGGCGGACCAGUCGAAACUUCCUAUCGGAAUUGCCGCCAUGGCAGCCUUCCUCAUCGGCUGGGCCGGAUCCAUUGUCUCCAUGGACGAGAUCUACUAUGUCGGUCCCAUUGCGAAGAUGGUUGGUGAUGAUUACGCUGAUCUUGGUAUCUGGGUCGGCUCUGGCUUCGCACUAAUUGUUUACCCACCCCUGCGCUGGCUGGAGCUGAAGAAGUUCAACCGUUGA
This is a messenger RNA of Penicillium malachiteum, 1503 nucleotides long. RefSeq names its product purine-cytosine permease family protein. Gene Ontology annotation, cellular component: plasma membrane; fungal-type vacuole membrane. The transcript has 3 exons. The record is from RefSeq and is a predicted model, not a curated record. Gene Ontology annotation, molecular function: transmembrane transporter activity. The coding region runs from base 1 to 1503 and encodes 500 amino acids. Lineage: Eukaryota; Fungi; Ascomycota; Eurotiomycetes; Eurotiales; Aspergillaceae. Gene Ontology annotation, biological process: transmembrane transport.